AUGGUUUUCCGAAAGUUGCCCGGUGUGUCGGCAUCGGGCAUGGGUCUUCGCCUAUCCCAGAAAUUCGUGUUUCUACUUUUUCUUUCGGGCUUGGUAACUCUGUGUUUCGGGGCCUUAUUCUUCUUACCUGACUCUGUCCGUUUGAAACGUAUUUUUCUCUCAAAGACGGAGAGCCAGCCAGUAACGGUAGAGUCUGAGAAUGAUGUAAGGGAGCAUCUUAAGAAGGGAGCGAAGGACCCAGAACAUCUCCGGGGCAUCACCUCGGCCAAAGGGGAGACAAGCACAAAACUCAAAGCCUUGAGCCGCAAGCCCUCUGUCACCAAUGAGGCUAAAACGGACAAGAAAGUCGCUGGCGGGGAAGCGUUGGAGGACAUGAUGCUGUCGAUGUCUAAAACGGAUCCGGCUUCUAAGGAUGAGAAAGUGACCUCGUCUUCUAACCAGGGUGCCAACACGGAUACUUCUUUCGAUUACAACAAGUUUAAAAAAUGUCUGCUAAAGCCGCCCUUGGGGGUCGAACAUGGCAAGCCGAGCGACCCUCAGACCCUUCAGCGUCGGGAGAAAGUCAAGGAGGUAAGAUGACAAGCAGUCACAGUGUAAUACAGUUAUUUACACAACAGCUGGGGGAUCCAUGUCCUAAGCUGUCAAAGCAUUGCAGCCAAAUUGUCUCAAUAGGAUAUGCCACUGCAAUGUAAUAUACAAGUAAUCAAAAUGUGCGUAAUUACACAUCAAGCUGCCGACGAAAAUUGGGGUUUUGAUGUGGCCACUGGCCAGAAGGAGUUCUCUUCACAAUAAUAUGGAAAAGAUGGUCCAAACAUGCUCUCUGUGAUCUCUGAUAAGGUUUUAGGCUAGACAUUUCACAGUCACACAGAUUGUUAGUGACUAUGCAAAAUGAUAUGCAUCAUUGUUAGUGCAUAACACAAUGCUUAUAGAUAUGAGGCAUUGAGGAUAAUGAAGGUGAUUUUAUGGACACACACACACACACACACACACACACACACACACACACACACACACACACACACACACACACACACACACACACACACACACACACACACACACAGCACUGUCUACACACCAACUAUUAUUAUGUUUGCAUCACUUGCUAUGGGCAGACUGCUACAGGACUACCUCCAGGGGUAUGGCAGCAGCCUGCUGUUGUUCAGCUCUGUGAAGUUCAGUAAUGCCUGAGAGUGAGAGCGUAUGUCUGUACUGUAUCACACAUCCUCAUCCACUCAGGGCAGGGGCAGGGGAGAGAGCAGAGGAGGCAGGGGAUAGUGUUGGGACAAACAGGCAGUGUCCAGCGUGCGUGGAUGGCUUUGGGACAUUGCAUGUGACAGGGAUGUGGCAUGUUGUCAUUUCCACUUACUCUGUUGUCACCUUCUCACUGUCCUCACAUGCCUCCCUUCUAUCUGGAGGUCAUGUUGUUACGUGAUAACCAACAGUCCCACACCAUGGUCAGUAACAUGUUUGGCCUAGUAUUGAAUCAGCGGAAAGUCCUGACUUAUUUCUACAGCUUUGAUAACACUCUUUGAAAGUGAAUGUCAAUGUGACAUUUUACAUUUAAAUUUUGCUGAUCUAAGCAAGGUUUCUGUCUGGAGGUCAUUGAGUAUAGACCUACUAACCUGGAAGAAAGUUAUUUCCACUGUAUCCUCCCAAACAUUUGUGUCCACUCCAGUCUAGUGUAUGUUUCAGUUGCACUGCCUUGAAUGAAGCACUGAAUGAAGCACUUCCCCCUCCAAAAAACACAUUGCUUUAGAAAAGCAUAGCGGUUAACAACUAGCUGGCUGGCUCUAGUGGCUGGCUAUCUAUAGGUUAGUGCAGGGGUCCCCAAUUACAUUCAGCCGUGGGCCGAUAUUUCCUUGAGCGGAUGGUCGUUGGGCCGGAACAUAGUUAUUAAUAAUUUGUACACUGCAAAUUGACUGCAAGAAUCCCAAACAGAUAUAGUAUUUGACAAAAACAGAAUCAUUUCAAACCUUGAUUACAUUGGGAUACGAUUACAUAUGCCUCUCUAUUUAUGCGUGGGAAUACUUGGGAACAGAUUUCCUAAAUUAAAAUAACUUUGAGAUGAUUUUCAGGGGAUUUUACAGUCUUUUAUGUCUAACAGCGGGCCGCCUAUUGGGGAACCCUGGACUGGUAUCUGUUCUUGCUGUUUCCCAUUGUUACGUGAGAUUCCACAGUUUCAGGCCAUUUGUCAGAGUUCCAGAACCAUCAUCUCUAUUCCUGGUGCUUCACAUUCACAAUGCCAAUCCCAUGGCUGUGUCCCAAAUGGCACCCUAUUCCCUACAUAGUGCACUACUUUGACCAGAGACCUAUGGGCCCUGGUCAAAAGUAGUCCACUAUAUAGGGCAUAGGGUGCCAUUUCAGAUGCAGGUCAUGCCUGUGGUGGCCACAUCACAAGCCUGUGGUUUGUCUGGGUUCAUAGUCAUAGCGAUUUAAGAACAAACACAAAAACAACAUGCAUCCAAACCCUUCUUAUGUCGGGCAUUUAUGAAGUAUGAUGAAGAAUGAGCAGUAGCAAAUUACCCCCACGUUCUAUAUUGAGUUGCUGUCUGACUGUGCUGUGGCAGUAGGGCUACAAACACUUGAUAUUUGAUGGGAAAAUAACUAGUGAAGGCAGCGAGAGGGUUGCCUUGUGAUCUUAUGAUCAGCCCAAAGCAAUGGCCUAAUGUGCCCGCUGAGCUCAUGUCCUAACAAAUAUAAAUGGGCUUCAGUUUCUCAACAAACUGCCAAGGCGGUAAGUGGCACCUCCGUGUGUGCCAACCGCCAAGAGAGGGUGGCAAAGGAUGGCACAGGAGACAAUGGCAGGUAAAUGUUUGAGGGUUUUUUCCUGGCCAAAACUGACAUGAUGCCUCUAAACAAAGCCAAUUGUUUCAGGUGUGUGUGUGCUUGCGUGCAUGUUUGUGUUUGAACAGCCCUCCUUUGCUAGUCCUCAUCAGGUGGAAAUGUCCUCCAAACUCCUCCCUCUUUAUUCUUCUAACUCUCUGAUCUUCUGUCUCAUUGAGUUCCUGCAUGGUUUUGGUGCUGCCUAAUUGAGUUCCUGCAUGGUUUUGGUGCUGCCUAAUUGGGUUCCUGCAUGGUUUUGGUGCUGACUAAUUGGGUUCCUGCAUGGUUUUGGUGCUGACUAAUUGGGUUCCUGCAUGGUUUUGGUGCAGCCUCAUUGGGUUCUUGCAUGGUUUUGGUGGAGCCUCAUUGGCCCUUGAAGAGCUGAUAUCAGGGAGGCGGCUAUUGGCAGAUUACCCCAAGUCUGUUCUAGUCAUUGCUGAAUCAACAGGAAGUUGAUCUCUCUUCUCUUUUAAAUGUUCCUUACUUUACCUUUAGACAAGGUUAUUAGUCAGUGUAGAAAAGCACAGUGUAGUUACGGUGCAGGGGGCUGCUGCGACGGUACAUCACAACAAACACAAUUGUCAGAGCAAACAGAGCGUCUGACAUGAAUCGAGGAAUGCUAAUCUUUUUCUCCCCAUCGCGGAGCUGACACACACACACACACACACACACACACACACACACACACACACACACACACACACACACACACACACACACACACACACACACACACACACACACACACACACACACACACACACACACACACACACACACACACUCCCACAAACACACACACACACACACACACACCACACACACACCACACACCACACACACACACCACACACACACACACACACACACACACACACACCCACAACACACACACACACACACACACACCACACACACACACACCACACACACACACACACAGGCCUCUUUAUCUGUCGUAUCUUACUGUCUGCACAACAUCACACACCAAACAUCAAGCAGCUCUUUUUUUAGAUGUCUCCCUCUGUAAAGCAGAAGAUUUGCUCUUCGUUCUCUAUUUCUUUUUCCAGAGCUGGAUGUGUCAGCACAGGCAAAUAAAGGCAGUGAAUGUGCAAAUGCAAAAUGUACAACUGCAAUGUGAAGACACAAUUUGUGUUUGGUUUGCCUCAGUAAGAGAUAUUUGUAUGGGGACACUGUAACACAGUGAAGGGGAUCAGCGUCACUGCUUGCUGUUCACAGUACUGCAGCGAAGGGACAGACACAUUGCAGGCUUUCUGUGGCAGAGAGAGCCUCCUAAUGUUGCGAUAAAGCUACAGUCCCCCAGGGCUCUGUGUGUGUGUGCGUGUGCGCAUGCCCGUGCAUGUGGUUGCAUAUCUCUGCUUGUAUGUGUUUUGACCAUGUUGGUUAUCAUUUGAAUAAGAUGUUCGGUAAUUGUGGUCUGAAGUGUUGCCACAACUGUCGUAACAAACUGAAAAUCCAAACACCAGUCCAGCAUAUAAACUUCAUCUGGUUUGUCAGACUUGUUUGAGACGACAGAUCAUUUAAGGCCAAAUCAGUUCUCCUUUUCUGAAUGAAAACUCUGAGAGUAAGUACUUUUGAGGGUAUUCUUAAAAUAUUCCCACAACAGUUUUUUCUCUACAAGAGAAGCCAGUGGAACAUCAUGUUAAACCACAAGCAAAGUUUACGUCAUAAAACAUAAUGUUUAGUUUUUUCACUUCCGUCACUGUAGAGUUUAUUAGUCUCCCACCCCCUCUCUUCCCCCCAAAGAAACACCCAACAGCCAACUUCUGAAAAUAUGUUGACUGUCUAUCUUAUGAAAAACCCCAUGAGUUGUGAAAAGGAAAUGGGUGACUGGCUGAAUUAGAAGCUCCAGUUAAAAAUAGGCUCUGUGUCCUGCUGCUGUCCUCCAGUCAGUUGUGUGCGGUGACCUCCCUCAACCUCCUGUUCCUGUCUCCAGCUAAGGGCCAGGUGCACCGAGGGGACUUCACCCUGGGCUGGGAAAUGGCAGCUUACCGAGCGGGGCCAGGCCCCUGUUGGAAUACUUUAGAAAUGCAUCCGGGUGUGCCGAGGGGACGUCACCCUGGGCUGGGAAAUGGCCGCUUACCGAGUGGGGCCAUGCCCCUGUUGGAAUACUUUAGAAAUGCAUCCUUCAUUAUUACCUUCCUUGUUUCCUUCUUGGUUUCCUUUCUUGUUUCCUUGAGGUAAGCACAGGUCUAUAAUUGAUUGGAUAGGUAUAGCCUAAGCAAUGUUACCAUCCUAUAUUGCUUUCACCAAUCCAACCAAUUAGAUCUGUGAUGUCUUCAAGGAAGGUAGGAAUAAAGGAUGCUUUUUUUCUCCCUCCCUGUGGGCCUCUGUGGGGGUGGAGGAGCGGGAAACGUUUGUGUUUGUGUUUCAUCGCUGGCUCGGUGGAAGAAGUGCAAAUGUCAGACACUGGUGUUUGUUAUGUGAGCCCAUAUAUUUUCUCUGGCCCGUGCAUGUGGAGGAGUUUGCAGCUGAGCCCGUUGGGUAUUGGAAUAUUGCGCAAGUCGAUAGCAGCUGAGUGUGAUAUUACAGACAUGUCGAAGCAAUACCUACUGUGUUUUUGUAGGCCUAUCCACAGACAAAGACAACUUCCUGUGCCUGAAGCAGAGUACAGUCAUGGUGGUUUGAUUAGAUGUAAGUCGAACAAUGUCAGGUAUUGCGCAUCCCCACAGGAAAUAGCCGGAGAAAACGAGUGAAGCGAUAGAGCAGGAGAGGGAAAAGGAAGGAUAACAGUGGAGAGGAGCUGUUAGCUUGCAUCCUUUUUGCAUUCAAGGACGUUUUUCUCCCCUUCCUUUGUACAGAGGACACUAGCUCCUGGGCAAGUCUCUGUAGUGUGUGUGUGUGUGUGUGUAUGUGUGUGUGUGUUUUGUGUGUGUGUUUUUGUGUGUUUUUGUGUGUGUGUGUGUGUGUGUGUGUUGGGGGCCAGGAGGGAAGCCUCAUCUCUGGAAGUAAAAUAUUAUGUUACAGCACAUCUUGAAUGAAUGGAGGACUCACUCUGCUUUAGUCUCGGAAAGCUGACCCUAGGCAACAGUGACUAGGGUCUGGUUUCAAUGAUGGACUCUGUUGGCAUAGAGGAACUACGUCAAUGCCUAUGUCACUACUUUAUCUGCUUGAGUAAAAUACAAAAUAGUAGCUAGCAAGAUGGAGAUCAUUGAUUUUUAUGUUUUGUUUUUGGAUUUCGGAUGUGGCUAGUUUGCAUCAACUACCUUCCCUAAAACCACUGCAAAGGUUUUGCCUGCAAAGUUUGAUUUCAAAUCGUGACGUUCUGGCAUGUCUGCCUUAUGAUUUGUUGGGAGAGUUGUCUGUCUGAAGAGGACACACCUCAGAAUUCCCCCCCCCCCCCCCCCGUAUCGAAGUUGCCAAAAGAGUCUGCAAUUGAAACCAGACCCUAGUCGCUGUUGCCUAGGGUCAGGUUUUCGAGACUAACUCUGCCUGGCCUCUCUUCCAGGGAAAGGCACUUUGAGGCUAUCAUCGGUGCCUCAUUGUUUAAGGGAGAGAGUAGCCCACUACUUCAUAAACUCCAGUGAAGGAGGACCUAUUUAUUACGCAACUUAUUUUCUCUCAAUUCAGGGAGAGGUUUGUGAGGUCUGAGUGUGUGUAUUGUGGUGUGUGUGUGUGUGUGCGCGUAGGUGUAAGAGAGAGUCGUUUAGCUCACAUUGGAAUGAAAAGGCGUGAGAGGGUCCAAAAGUCACAUACAGCUAGUGGUAGAAAAAAGUGAUUUGCUGGCUAACUUGACCAUUUGACUUUCUACAGAUGUGUCGCCAAAUUACACAGAAACAGUUUUCUGUGGAACAUGCUACAUUUUGGUCUGCCUCCCCUGGUCCGGUAAGAAGAGUCAGUUUGUUUGUUGUACUUUUCACAUGCACCCCUACUUGUUUACCGUAGCCUGUGUGUUGCGUCACUUUCCAGUAAAAGCCACCUGGUCUUACAGGUCACUCACAGUGUUGGCCUUGUUUUUGGGGCUGCAGGAGCACAGAGGGAUACAAGGAUUUUGGAUUUUAAAUUAUGUUGAAGUUUCUGUUUUUGCGUUUUUAGUUCUUUAGACUUCUAUUUGACUUAUUCCUUAUUCCCAUAAAACAACAUUGUAAUCUCUCUCUCUCUCUCUCUCUCUCUCUCUCUCUCUCUCUCUCUCUCUCUCUCUCUCUCUCUCUCUCUCUCUCUCUCUCUCUUUCUUAUAUCUGUCUCUCCCAGGCCUAUGGCUUAGCUCUCUUCCCUCUUCAGGCAGAGACUCGUCCAUGUUGCACACAAAGGACUAA
Messenger RNA from Coregonus sp. 'balchen', 7103 nucleotides. Lineage: Eukaryota; Metazoa; Chordata; Actinopteri; Salmoniformes; Salmonidae. The record is from the annotation of a GenBank genome assembly.